UCGUUCAUCGAGCCAGCAGUGACGAUCGAAGCCAACAGCGCUUUCUCCGCUUAAACGACAUAUUAUUUGUCGGCCAUUUUACGGAGUUGUGACGAGUCUGAGAGGUUAGCGUAGUGCUACGCUAAAUUUAUUUAUUUUGAGUGUGUCUGUGUGUCUGACUGGUUUGAAAGAUGUCGAUUGAGUACCUGCAAGUGGCCGAGGACGAAGGGGAGGAACCCAUCGAACUGCCUUCGGAAGAUGACGGUACACUUUUGCUGAGUACCUUGGCGGCGCAAUUUCCCGGUUCGUCGGGAUUAAAAUAUAGGAACCCGGAAAGCAAGUCUUUCAGGGGAGUAAGACUGAGCGAGGGACGGCUCCAUCCGCCCCCCGAAGGCGGAUGGGGCUCGCAAGUGUUCUAUUGCGUUUUUCCCAAAGAAAAUAAAAGGAAAAGCGAUGACAAUCUCGAAAACUCCACGGCGAAAACCAAACGCAUGGAGACGAAGUUGCGUUGCACCGACCUAAUAGUGCUGGGUCUGCCGUGGAAAACCACGGAACAGAACCUGAGGGAGUACUUCGAGACUUUCGGCGAGGUCCUCAUGGCCCAGGUAAAGAAAGACCCCAAAACCAGCCAGUCGAAGGGGUUUGGGUUCAUCAGGUUCGGCUCGUACGAGUCCCAGAUGAGGGUGCUCGCUCAGAGGCACAUGAUAGACGGGCGAUGGUGUGACGUUAAGGUCCCAAACUCCAAAGAGGGUCUCAUUCAGCAGGUGCCAUGUAAGGUGUUCAUCGGUAGGUGUACGGAGGACUUGACGGCCGACGAUUUGAGGGAGUACUUCGGCAAGUUCGGGGAGGUUACGGACGUUUUUAUACCGAAGCCUUUUAGAGCGUUCAGCUUCGUCACGUUCUUGGACCCGGAGGUCGCACAGUCGUUGUGCGGCGAAGACCAUAUCAUUAAAGGUACGCUUAAUAAAGGAGUGUCUGUGCACGUCUCCAACGCAGCGCCCAAGUCGGAGUCCCGCGGGGGCGGCGGUUACGGCAACCGAGACAUGCGCGGUGGCGGAGGACACGGCACGAACCGCGGCGGUGGACAGGGAGGUCCCGACGGACCCGGGAUGUACCAGCAGAGGUACAACGGACCCGGACCCAACCAAGGCACCUGGGCCAACCAGGGGGGGCCGAGGGGCAACCUGGACAUGCCCAACCUUCAGGCCUUAGGUAUAACAGGUCAGGGACAGCAGGGUAGCAACCAGCAGAGUUGUAACCCGUUAGGGCUGGGACUGAAUCUGGGCACGAUACCCAUGAACCCGGCCAUCGUGGCGGCCGCCCUCAAUCAGGCGGGAUGGGGCCUCAUCGGCAACCUGCAGAACCAACCGGAGCCCAAUUUUAACCAGGGCGGGUUCAGCAGCGGACCUAAUAAUAGCAACGCAGGCAGCAAUCAGAACGGCGGCAACCAGGGGGGCAACAACCCCGGUUUUUUAAAUUGGAUGUCGCAGGGCGGGGGUCAGAGCAAUCAGGAUGGCGGGCAGUGGCCCAGGCCGCCGCCCCAGCAGUCCCAGGAUAAGGGCUUCUUGAAGUACGAUUAGGCUAAUAAUCGGCAGGAUUGUUGACUAAGAACGAGCGCGUUUGUCCAUCAGUGAAAAUAGGGAUAAAGAUGCCAUUGUCUAAUAGGAAAUGAGGUGAAUUUGACGCCAGGUUAAUUAAUUUUGUGUUUAAAAAAGACUUGUCGGAGGGCUCGGGCAAAGCUUCGAAAAAGAACUCCGUCGUGGAAAUAAUGCUUAGCGAGCGUGUUUUUUAUAGUGUAAAAAUCGUAGCGAAUGUUUCUCUCGUCUUUUCGCCGCUCUGCCCGUCGCUUCUCCGGCUCGGUGUAAAUGUGUAAAAGAUUUAUCUCCGUUUAGAAAACUAGUGUGGAAAAAUCAAGUGUGUAUUUAUAAACAGUUAUCAUGUGGAUGGGACUAAGUGGUAAAGAUUUUUUUUGUAUUAAUUCUAAGUAAGGAUUUUUCUCCUCAGUAACUUAAUUGUAGUUAUGGCUGGUUAAUAUAUGCAUAAAUCUUGAGUGAUUUCAGCUGGUCUGUUUUUUAUCUGUGCUCUAGACACCAUCACCGCUUCCUCUCUGUAGAAUAUUCCUUUUCGGUUUUGAGCAGAGAAAGCCUCAAUCGAUCUUGAUCUUUGUACAUGCUUAAUAAACAAUUAAAAAUACUUGCCUGGGCGGGAUACAAAAUGCACAAAUUUUGAGGUUAGGAUAGGAAACAAUUGCAAUUCUUUCUUAAUAAUCCUUGAUUUGCUCAGAUCUUGUAAAAUUUCCAUUUCCCCGGCUUUUUAAAAGGAAAUUUCGUAAAA
Anoplophora glabripennis (Asian longhorned beetle) is the source of this 2313-nucleotide messenger RNA. Its product is annotated as TAR DNA-binding protein 43. The transcript is spliced from 7 exons. The record is from RefSeq and is a predicted model, not a curated record. Gene Ontology annotation, biological process: regulation of gene expression. Gene Ontology annotation, molecular function: RNA binding. Gene Ontology annotation, cellular component: nucleoplasm. NCBI's taxonomy places the organism in Eukaryota, Metazoa, Arthropoda, Insecta, Coleoptera, Cerambycidae. The coding region runs from base 171 to 1559 and encodes 462 amino acids.